AUGGGCCUGCGAGAGGUGAAUGCCGGCGACGACCGACGACUACAAGAGAUUGCAGAUCUCCUUGUAGGGUCGCACAAGAUCCUCCUUGUUACGGGUGCUGGCAUCAGCACGAGCUGUGGCAUCCCAGACUUUCGAUCAAAGGAUGGGCUGUACAACAUGAUCCCUGAACAGACCAUGCUUCCCUCUCCUCCACCAUCUGAACCGUCGACACCUGCGUUAAAGCGCGUCAUGUCUUUCAACGACGAAGACUUGCCGUCCUCACAAUCAUCCACCUCUUCAACUGCCAGCCGCCGAUCAUCGGCGAGCCCAUCCUCUAAACUCAGGGGGCAGGACUUGUUCGACUCUCGGGUGUUUCAGAACGCAGCCUCAACUACAAUGUUCUAUCAGUUCAUUGCCUCGCUGCGACAAAAGAUCCGGGACGAAGUUUGCUCGACCAGCUCCGUUCACAAGUUUGUCAGAGUUCUUCGCGAUGGUGGGCGCUUGAUGAGAUGUUAUACACAGAAUAUUGACGGGCUUGAGGGCCGGGAGGGGUUGGUAACGGACCUAACCCGCGGCAAGGGCAACAAACGUCGCUUCAUGAAGAAACACUUUGAAGUCCCACGACCAGCCUUCACGCCGGGAACUGACUUUGACGGAGGGUGUGAAGUGGUGCAACUCCACGGCGACCUCGAAAAGCUGCGCUGCACGAUGUGUGCCACGCAGUUUGAGUGGACCGACGAGGAGACCGACAUCUAUUUGCAAGGAGCUGCCCCUAGCUGUCCCAAGUGUAAAGCAAAAAGCGAGCAAAGACAGGCAAGCGGAAAACGAGGGUUAGCAACAGGGUCUCUUCGUCCCAACAUUGUGUUGUACGGUGAAGACCAUCCGUCAAACACGCUGCUGACGCCACUGAUCCCGUUUGAUGCUGGGUCUCAACCUGAAGUUAUGAUCAUCAUGGGGACAUCUCUGAAAGUGUUCGGGUUGCAGAAGAUUGUGCGGGAGUUUGCCAAAGCUGUGCAUGCGCGUAAAAACGGCAAGGGUCGAGUGAUCUUUGUCAACCGCACUCGACCGGCAGAGAGCGUUUGGGAGGGGAUUAUUGAUGACUUUGUAGCCAUGGAUUGUGACGACUGGGUGGAGGACCUCAAGACGCGACGGUCUGAUUUGUGGCUUCGACAAGGCGACAUUGGAUUGACGGUGACAAAGUCGUCGCAGCCCAAACGGAAGCGAAAAUCAACCGAGGAGGGUGAGAACGCCGGAAACGAGGCGGUCAAACGGGCCAAAGUGGUGGUCGAAAUCCCCAAUGCGACCGUGUCACACGCCCCCACAAUUCCCAGCACUCCUUCGAGGAAAAAUGCGAACAUUCACAGAUUCAAGUUACCGGCAGACUAUCCAGGUCGGGCAAUUCUCUCGCCGCUGGCUCAAGCGAGACGACCACCGAUAUCACCAUUCUCAAGUCCACUUCGCAUGGAUGACGAAAGCGCCAUUGCGAGCCCCGUGAGGCGUGGCACACCGAAAAGACCUACCGCGUCACCAUUCACGCCAGGAGUGUUGUCUGGGAGCAGACUCAAGACGGCAACUUUUGGGGAUGAACGCUUGGAGGAUGACAUGUUGGAAAGUAGUUCUUGGUUGGAAGACCAUGAGGCAGACCAUCCGACCGAAAGCUUGAAUAACGGAGGAGACGCGACUCAAGACGAAACGACCGAGUCCGGUGUCGUGGCCCAGUUCUUACGACGAGUACGCGGCAGGCGAUGGUUCUCGUAUCCUCGGCUCAGUACAUCUGGUGAAUCGACCGAUGACGAGGUGAUACAGGUAGCGACGCCAUCCAGGGGACCGCGAGGCAGAAGGAUCGAUGUGUUUGUCGAGUGA
This is a messenger RNA of Capronia epimyces CBS 606.96, 1842 nucleotides long. RefSeq lists its product as uncharacterized. The coding region runs from base 1 to 1842 and encodes 613 amino acids. The transcript is spliced from 2 exons. Gene Ontology annotation, molecular function: NAD+ binding. The record is from RefSeq and is a predicted model, not a curated record. Lineage: Eukaryota; Fungi; Ascomycota; Eurotiomycetes; Chaetothyriales; Herpotrichiellaceae.